This is a messenger RNA of Paramecium octaurelia, 225 nucleotides long. NCBI's taxonomy places the organism in Eukaryota, Ciliophora, Oligohymenophorea, Peniculida, Parameciidae. The record is from the annotation of a GenBank genome assembly.
AGAUUGUCAAACUAAUUGAUUAUCUAAACUAUUAAGUUUUUGACACAGUUAAUAAUAAGAUUAUGAUAUAAAUUAAUGUGUAAUUUUAAAGAUAUACGAAUCUUGAUGAUCAAUACAGGAAUGGUAAGGCAUUAUUGCAAUCGUGGACCAAGAGGACAAUAAAGCCGUAAUAGAUGAAGGGGAAGAAUUUGCCCAGGAAUCUAUUGACCCAUUUUUCCUUCAAUG